GGUCCCCCUGACUCCCCCGUUCCCCCCCCAGGGCUGUCGGACAUCCCGGGGGAGGCGAUGGUGAAGCUGUACUGCCCCAAGUGCAUGGACGUCUACACCCCCAAAUCCUCCCGGCACCACCACACCGACGGCGCCUACUUCGGCACUGGCUUCCCCCACAUGCUUUUCAUGGUGCACCCCGAGUACCGCCCCAAGCGCCCCGCCAACCAGUUCGUCCCCAGGCUCUACGGUUUCAAGAUCCACCCCAUGGCCUACCAGCUGCAGCUCCAGGCCGCCAGCAACUUCAAGAGCCCCGUCAAGACCAUCCGUUGAGGGAGGGGGACCCCUGCAGGCCCCCCCAAAUCCC
Molecule: messenger RNA, 346 nt
Organism: Haliaeetus leucocephalus (bald eagle)
Lineage: Eukaryota; Metazoa; Chordata; Aves; Accipitriformes; Accipitridae
Gene: CSNK2B
Product: casein kinase 2, beta polypeptide
Exons: 2
Cellular component (GO): protein kinase CK2 complex; cytoplasm
Molecular function (GO): protein kinase regulator activity
Source: RefSeq, a predicted model, not a curated record